Molecule: messenger RNA, 5777 nt
Organism: Astrephomene gubernaculifera
Lineage: Eukaryota; Viridiplantae; Chlorophyta; Chlorophyceae; Chlamydomonadales; Astrephomenaceae
Source: the annotation of a GenBank genome assembly
CCCGUACAAAAUAGCGGAGCCUGCGCCAGCAGCGCUAGACCGAGGAGACGGCACCUGGGAUACAAUUAGGGGCAUCUAAUCUACCAACUUUCGGCCUGGCCCGGGCCAGAAGCCUUACAGCCUAAAACUUUUCAUCUAAUGAUGGCCAGCCUUUCCUGGGACCGAGCUUUUGAGGACGAUAUUUGACCUUUAUAAAGAAGACGAUACACAACAUACUUAACAGGUAGUCAGCGCGGAACUCGACAGUAGAGACAAGUCCUGAACUUUCAACGAUACAACUUUUGACGUCCGCAAAGAUUUCCCCAUAGCGGCCACCUUUUAACAGCAAUUUAAACGCCUCAUAUUGGAUGCUAUAAUAAGGGGCGGCUGCCGUGGUUUGCAUGGCGUGACUAGCCGCCCCAUCAGCUUCAGCGCUGACCUUUCUAAAGCGUCAUGGCGUCUCCUGUGGACCAAAAGCAGAAAGAGGAUGCAUUGCUUGAGAAGGCAGCCGCUCUCAAGGCACAAUGGAAGUUCCUGGCGACGGCCUUCAAUUUUCCUUGCGAGGAGCCAAAGAGGUCAGCGACCCACUGGGACUACUUGCUGCGAGAAGGCCAGUGGCUCGCCGAGGACUUCAUGCAGGAGCGGCUGUGGAGACUUGCGGCUGCUAUGCGGAUUGCGCACGACGCGGCGAAGUUUGAUCGCUCAAAGCUAAGGCAUGUCCAAACAAAGGUCACCCUGGAAUGCGCGCCCGAGGAGCUCGGCCGGGUCAAGGGGGGCAUGCCGGAUACGGGCGACUGGGGCAAGGCACUGGCGAACGGAGGGCCAGAUUCCGGCCCCACCGCUCCCGCCACGCCUGACCGCGAGGCCGAGCUGCCCCUCGCGGAGCACCUCACGUUCACGGUGCUCACCAGUCCGGAGGAGCUCAUGGAGGAGGUGGUGCGGCAGCUUGAGGAGGAGGAUGUGGCACGUCUGGCGUCCCACUCGGAGCUGAUGGCGGACUACGAGGCAGCAUACGAGGCAGCGGCUUACGCGCGGUCAGCCAACGAGCCGCUACUGGACGGGGCCAACGGGGAUGACCUGCAGGUCAGCCGCAAGCCGCUGGGCUUCCGCAAAGCCCCGGGCGCCCGUCCUCGCUCGGUGCUGCUGUCGCAUGACGACACGGACUCCCUGGGAGAGCCCAGUCCGGCGCCGGGACACCACUUGCGGCCGGGAGCAGCGGCAGCUGCAGCGCGGCGGGCUGGGAGUGCGGCUGCACACCGGCCGGCAGUUGAUGCCGGCGACGACGGACUGCCGGGCAAGCGCAAGAGGAAGCCGCGGGACAUGGAGGAUGAGGACGCGCCGGUCAUGGGCCCGGGCACAAAGAAUCUCAAGCUCAAGACGGCUGCUGGUAUCAAGGACGACAAGAGCAAGAAGCUCAAGAGCCCCACCAAGCCCCCCAGCGGCGCGCACCCCGGCGGCCCCCACCCGGGAGCUCCGGGCGCACUGCCGGGGCUGCCCAAGGGCGCCCCCCUGGGCGGCCCCCGGCAGCACCCCUUCAUCCGGGACCCCAGGAACAUCCAGGAGGGCGGCAUGCGGGGACUGCCCUGGUCCGGCAGCGACGACCAGGUGCUGGCCGCUAUCGUCACGGAGUUCACUCAGAACUGGCUGCUGGUGGCGGACGUGAUGCGGUCAGCGAACAGCAUGCAGGGCGUGUACCGGCGGCCUGAGACGUGCAAGUACCGGUACGCCAUGCUGGUGAAGGCGUGGCAGGCGGAGAACGACGAGAUUACGGUGGAGCAGAUACCCAUGGUGCCGCAGGCAAUCAUGCCCAAACAGCAGGCCAAGGAGGUCCUGUACCAGGUGCUUCCCGUGUCGGAGACCACCCUCCGGCGGCACCAGGAGUCGGUUGCGGCGCUGCACAUCCGCUACCGCACCAAGCGCUACACGGAGCGGCAGCAGCAGCGCGAGAUGUACAAGGUCCGCCACGAGCAGCACCAGAGCCACAUGAUGGUGGCCAGCAACGUGCUGCAGAUGAACGGCGGCCGCAUGCUCAACCCGCUCGAGCUAGGCCUGGAGAUGCCCAUGUUGCAGAGCAUGCAGGGCGGUGCGAGCAUGGCCAACACUGCCAGCAUGGGUCCGCAGCAGCCGCAACUGCAACAGCCGCCCCUGCAGCCGCCGCAACCUCAGCAGCAGCCCCAGCACCUUCCAGGCCAGCCGCCACAGCAGCUGCAGCCUGCUGCUCCCGGAAUGCUUGCGCCGCCGCAACAGCCGCAGCAGCAGCUGCAGCCUCCUAGCUUGCCGGAUGGCAUGCAAGGCGGUGCAGCUAUGGCGGGCAUGCAGCCCCAGCCGGGCAUGUCGGGCAUGUCGUCGGGGGUGUUGCCGCCCGGCAUGGGGCAGGCAGCGCCCGGGAUGCCGGGCAUGCAGCCGCUUGCGCCGCCGGGGCAACAGCCGCAGCAGUUGCAGCCCGGUGCCAUGCACCCAUCGCAACUGGCCGCUAUGCAGCAGCAGCCAGGCAUGGCGCAGAACGCCGCCUUGGCCCAGCAGAACGCGCGGAUGCAGAGCGCUAUGAUGCAGCAACAGCAGCAACAGGCGUUCCAGCAACAGCAGCAGCAGCAACAACAGCAGGCCUUACAGCAGCAGCAACAAGCUUUGCAGCAGCAACAGGCCAUGCAACAGCAGCAUCAGCAACAAGCAAUGCAGCAACAGCAGGCCAUGCAGCAACAACAGCAACAGGCCAUGCAACAGCAGCAGCAACAAGCUAUGCAGCAGCAACAGCAAGCCCUACACCAGCAGCAGCAGCAACAACAGGCCCUACAGCAACAACAACAACAACAGCAGGUUGCUGGCACAUCAUCACAGGGGCACCCGCCGAACCUUAGCAUGGCCCCAGGGGCACCUCCGGCCUCUCAAGGCCAGCAACAGCAACCCAACUCUGCACAGAUGGCUGCAGCACUACAGCAGCAGCAACAACAGCAAGGUCGGGUGCCAACUCCUCCCCUUCAGUCCAUGCCGUCGCUGGGCUCGCAACAGAUACGCCCGCCAAACCCUGGGAUGUUGACAAGCCAGCAGCAGCAAGCGCUGUUGCAGUCACAGAUGAUGAAGCAAAAGAUGCUGCAGCAGCAACAGGCCAUGCAGCAGCAGCAGCAACAACAACAGAUGCAAGCGCAGCAGCAACAGCAACUCGGCAUGGCUCCUGGCGUGCCGGGUGCAGUCGGCGGUCAACCUGGAACACCGCAGCUUGCAGCGGCGGCAGCAGCGGCAGCCGCAGCACAGCAAGCCUUGCAGCAGCAACAGCAAGCGGCAAACGCCAUGCAGCAAAUGCAGCCAGGUGCACCGCAGCAGCAGCAGCCGCCAGGGUCAGCAGGCGGCCCGGGGGCUCAGCAGCAGCUGCAGCAGCCAGGGCAAUUGCAGCCAGGGCAGCAGUUGCAGCUCCCGCAACCGCAGUCCAUGCAACCAGGCCCGCCUCCUGGAGGGCAGCAGUCCAUGCCUCCUGGAGCUCCCCAGACCCAGCUGCAGCCGGGCAUGGCGGGAGUUCCAGGGCAGUUGAACAAGCCAUCCACGCCCAACCCGCUGACGAUGCCCGGCGCCGCACCGGGCACUGCGCCUCCUGGCGCUGUUCCUCCCUCGGCACCUGGCGUCGCCCUGCAGCGGCCGCCUGCACACCCCUCGCAGCUGCAGAUGCAAGCGGCGUUGGCUGCGGGGCGGCUGCCCAACAUGCUGGGCCCUAUGCCCGGUGGUCUGCCAUCCACGGCCGCGAUGAACAGCGCGCUUGCGGCUCAGAUGCAGAAGGCGGGCCUGCCGCCGGGCAUGAUGCAGAACGCGGCCAGUCUGCAGGCCCUGCAAAAGAUGCAGCAGCAGAUGCAAGCGGCAGGUGCCGCGGCGGCGGCUGCAGGCGGCGCGGGGCGGUCGCCCAUGAUGCCCGGUGGGCUCCCGACACCAAACCCAGGCAUGCAACCCGGCAUACUUCCCGGCCAGCCCGGGGCCCUUCCGGGGCAGCUGCCUCCCGGGCAGCAGGGCUUGCCCGGGCAGAUGUCAGGGCAGCUGUCAGGGCAGAUGUCUGGCCAGUUGCCUGGGCAGCCGGGUCUGCCACAGCAGGCUGUGCAGCACGGGCAGCCAGGCGGCAUGCCGGGAGCAGGGCAGCUCCCAGGGCUACCCGGGGGCAUGGGGGCGCUUCCAGGCACACUGCCGUCUACACUGCAGCAGCAGCAGGCGGCGCUGGCCAUGCAGCAAAGCAUGGUAGCGCUUCAGCAGCAGCAGCAGGCGGCCGCGGCGGCGGCAGCUGGGCAACAGGCGUCCAUGAAUGGGCAGGCGGGCAAGUGGCCGACGGGUCUGACACCUCAGGCAAAUGCCAUGGCUGCAAUGCAACAGCAACUGCAGCAGCAACAACAGCAGGGGCAUCUCCACCCGCAAGGUCCCCAUGCGGUUUCCGGUCAGCCGCAGGCCCCCGGGGCUCCGGGCUCCAUGCCGAUAGCUGCGCAGCAGCAGCAACAAGCUGCGGUUGCGGCCGCCGCGGCGGCAGCGGCAGCAGCACAGGGGCAUCCCAACCCGCAGCACGCGGCCAUGGUGGCCCAACAUGCCCACCUGCAGCAGCAACAACAGCAACAGCAAGCGGCUGCAUUGGCGCAGUUCCAAGCGCAACAGCAAGCGGCUGCCGCAGCAGCGGCGGCAGCUGGUGGCGCCCCAGGCCAACCGGGCGGUACACCUGUCUUACCAGGCCAAGCGCCGCCUUCCGGACUAGCAAAUCCAGCUCUGAACCCCAACCUCGCAGCCUACAUGGGGCAAAACCCGCUUUUAGGUAUGGCGGGCCGACCAGGCAUGCCCCAGAUGCCGGGUGGGCUACAACAGCAGCUAGGCAUGCCGCCUGGGACGCAGCCAGGCGGCCUGCCGCCUAACCUGCAAGCCGCAGCGGCGUUGCAGGCGGCUGCAGCGGCGGCAGCUGCUGCGGCGGCGGCGCAGCAGCACUCGCAGACCGGCAGUGGCUCUUCGGCGCCAAGCGGAGGGAUGGCCCCGGGGUUAGCGAUGCAGCCUGGAAUGGCACCCGGCCCGCAGGCGCAGCAGCCAGGAACGGGAACGCCGCAGACGGGGUGAUGAGCUGUGUCAGCGCAUGCAUGGGUGAUGCUUGAUGGGUGUAGAGAGUUGGGGGAAUGGCCUGGGUCGCGGCUGGUUAAGCGAGGGCGUAGUGAUUGGGUGAAUGACAGGAGCAGGGGCGGACCGGCUGGGAGGUGUAGUAAUGGUUCUGAUGGGGGGAGCCAAGCGCGUCAUUUGCCAAGCGUGUAGGGGGCUGGCAAGGCGGAUAGAGGCUCGCGAGCGGGGUGGUGGCAUGAGAGGGACGACGGCUAAGCGGAAGUGCACCCGAGGGCUCUUCUACGGGAUGCUUCGAGGACCUACCCUACCGUACACACUCGUGAACGGAGCCUGGCGAUGAAAUGUGGACGGGCAUUGUGCCAUUUAACGAACGGACUGACGCACCCUAGGGUGCUUGCAGAUGUGCCCGCUUCUGGCUCCCAAGGCUUCAGCCACGUGUGCCUAAUCUGUUAGGGCUAGUGGUGGGUCCUCGUUUGGUUUCGCUCACUACAGCCAGCCUGGGUACAUAAGGGACGGAGCGGGCCAUGCAUUACAUGGACAGCGUCACUGAUGGUGGGCGGGCCAUUGGCCCGUAGCAUGCACGUUAUGCCAGCGUUGCGGAGGCUGCUCCAUACACAACGCGAGUGACGGAGUGGGAAUUGGGAGGUUGCGCGGAUCUCACCAGCACGGAGCUAGUGGCGCCCGCGCCAUUGCUGCGGAUGGCCUUACCACCCCCGUGUAAGCACAUGAAGGAG